GCUUGUAGACAAUCAUUACAUGGACAUGCAGGUAUAGCACAAGGACCACUUGCAGCUGACCACCCGCAUGUAAUUACAGUAUGCCCUACGAGACCUCACGCCAAUUAUGAGUAGCAGAAGUUCGAGUUCCAGGAGUGUGCCGGAGAUUUCCCCAGAAACACGGGCAGAAUGAGCAGCGGUGCCAACCCAUGGUCGGUGGGCCAAAAGGUGGAAUUGAACGACGGACGAUUGGGCACUGUGCGCUUUGUCGGGACAACAGCAUUUGCAGAAGGACAGUGGGUGGGCGUAGUGCUCGAUGAGCCAUCGGGGAAGAAUGAUGGGUCGGUCCAGGGGAGGCGGUAUUUCGACUGCACAGCACCGUAUGGCAUCUUCUGUCGUCCCAAUGGGGUCAACUGUGUCAUUGAGGAACCCAGGACGAAUCCGUCCGCAAGGCCAGCGGCCAACGGAGCGCUGAGCAGAGGGGGAGGACGGCCCAGCAGUAUCCACGCAGCGGUGACGGGCGCGCGACGGCAGACGCUGACGACGCAGACUGGACCCGGCAAGCGAUCCAGUGCUAUCGAAGGAAGUCCUACGCCUGCGCCCCGACUCGCCAGUGGCUUGAGAUCGCCCAUCAAGUCUCCCACCAAACAGCUCGGCACGAAUGGCACCUCGAGGCCUACGAGUGCUUCAACCUCGCGGACCGGAACACCUCCUGUCGCGGGUAGAAGGAUUGCCACGGGAAGCGCAGGGACUACAGCGACGGCCAAGUCACGCCCAAGCCUUACUCCAGCUACCAGUACAACUGCCCCUGGACGAAGGACAUCAGCUCUGCCUGGCACGUCGAGCGCGGCAGUCCGAGGCACGCGGCCUCCGGCUACAGCUACCAAAUCUGCUCGUCCCUCGAUCGGAAAGUCUGGAGCUGCUUCUCGACCAUCUAUGCCUGGUCGACCGGCCAUCAAGCCCGCAACGAGAGAAAGAUUGAGCGCCACGACAGAGGAGGGCACGAGCGACAGUGCUAGCGAAUCCGCGUUCACGCAUGGAAGCGUAGCUUCUUCGUCAGCCAGCCAACGAGACGCAGAAGAUCAGGGAACGGAGGGAGAAGAGGAAGAAGAAGGAGAUCAGACCAUGACCAACUUUGCGCCACCUCCGCCGGUACCUCCUUCGCCCACUGUGAGCACUGCUCGGUCGCGGCGGCCUUCUUCGCCAACCGCUGCGUCCAUUCACUCCCAGCGGACCAUUCGCAGUACGGCGCAGGACAAGCGUCGUCUUGAAGAGCUCGAGGCGACCAACAGAAUGCUCGAGCGCAAGCACAUGGAAGAUCGCGGGCUCAAGCAAGAGUUACAGAAAACCCAGAAAGAGCGCGAUGAUGCAAGGAACGUGAAUGAAAAGUUGACGAACAAGGCGAAAUCACAGCGGGAGGAACUGGAGAAGCUGAAGAAAAUGGUAUCCGACUACGAGUCGCAGGCGAAGUCUGUGGAAGAUGUGCAAGCUCGGUUUGAACUCGACAUCGAAAGUGCGGUGGUAGAUCGAGAAAUGGCCGAGGAGAUCGCAGAGGCGCUCAAAAAAGACUUGGAAGAUGUGCGUAAGGUGAACGAAGAAAUGGAGCUGGAGCUGGAAGUUCUCAAGGAGGAGAACAGUGAGCUGAGCAAAGAGAUGAGCCCAGAAGACAGGAAUAGUGCCGGCUGGCUGCAACUGCAGAAGAGCAAUGAGCGGCUGAAGGAGGCUCUUCUCAGUCUGCGUGACAUGACUCGGGACCACGAAGCGGAGCUCAAGGCACAGAUUGCUACAUUAGAGGAGCAGAUCAGCGACAUGGACACCGUGAAGGCUCAAUUUGAGGAAAACCGCGAGAAGUUGCUCCGUGCGGAAGCGGAUGCUGAAGAUCUGCGGGAGCAGCUUGAGGUGGCACAGAACGCCGAAGAAAUACUGGAGAAGCUGUCCGACGAGAAUAUGCUGCUUAAAGAGCAAGUCAACGAGCUGAAUGGUGUCAUAGAAGAUCUUGAGGACCUGAAAGAAGUCAACGAUGAGCUCGAAAUCAACCAUAUCGAAACAGAGAAACAGCUGCAAGAGGAAAUUGACUUCAAGGACAGCUUGAUCGUCGACAGAGAGCGAACUGCGAGAGAGCAACAAGCAGCUCUUGACGAAGCAGAUUACAACAUCAAUCGCUUCCGAGCGCUUGUCAGCCAGAUGCAGAGUGAUUUGCAGGACCUCGAAGCGAGCAAACAGAUCUCGCAGGCAGAAGCCGAGCAGUUGUCGAGCAAAUCACGAGCUAUGCUGGACCUGAACCAGAAAUUACAAUCAAGUGCUGCCAAGACACAAAUCAAGACUAUCGAUCUCGAAUUGCGCAGACUGGAUGCCGAACAGGCGAAGCAGCAUCUGGAGAUCGUGCAACUUUUCUUGCCGGAAUCCUUCCAAGCUGAGCGCGAUAGCGUGUUAGCUUUGCUUCGGUUCAAGCGAAUUGGCUUCAAAUCGACCCUCGUUCAGAACUUCCUCAAAGAGCGUGUCGCAUCCUUUGGCACGCGCGGUCAGGACGAGGAAGUCUUUGCUGCAUGCGACGCUCUUGAUAAACUCACGCUCAUUGCUGGCAUUGCGGAUCGCUUAGAUCGAUCUCUUAGUCACUGCAGUUUGGAUGCCUUCUCGAACUACGGUGGCGCCUAUCACGAAUUGGAUGUCGUGGAGCGCACCCUGGAGAGUUACAUUGAUGCUUUGCGACGUGAUGAGCUCAAAGAGAGCGAGAUGACCGUGCGUCUUGGGCGCUCUAUCGAGGUUAUGAACCACCUGUCAAGUCUCCACUUGCACAAUGGUCUGGCUGAUCAUGCCGAUGAUCUGAUUACACGGACUAAACUACUGCAGAGUCACCUGGAUAGCACGACAUCUGCGCUCAUUGUGACCAAGAAUCUCGUCGAGAGUGGCUUACCGAAAACUUCGGAAGAUAUGGAGUACGAAGAUGAGAGUGUCACUGAUGCUGCUCUCAUUGUCAACAGAAUCAAGACGAUCACAGAAUCCGCCAGGAAUGCCAAGGUGCUUGCUGGCAGGACCCUUCGCGCCUUAGAAGAGCUAGAAAAGAGCUCUUUGACACCCGAAGAGUCAUUCCUUGAGAACUUUGUCAGUGUGGAACAAGUGGCAGCCCAAAUCACAGCUUAUGCCUGUCAUAGCGGAGCAGCCCUUCAGAAAAUACUCGCAGAGGAAGGCCGUGCAGAGCCCGUCUCGCCAUCGGAAGUGUCGGCAGUUUUGUCCAGAAGCGCAAUAAGUAUCUUCUCGCUUCCCUCCGCAGAAGCUGGACCAUACGCGACCUUGAAUACUCGCCUCCGCGACCUGAGUAAUCUGCUAUCGGAUCUCUCCAGCAUUCCAACAGAUUACGACAACGCUGUUGAGUUUGAGCGUGCUCCGGCCCCAUGGGUGGCACGCGCACAAGAGCUCAAGCAUAUGAAGGAAGCAAAUGUGGACAUUGAAGCCGAGCUUGCUCGUGCCCAGGUCGCUAUCAAUGAGCGUGAUGGCCUGGUCAAGCAGAAAGAGGCUGAACUCAAUGAGCAAACUGUCAGAAUUGAAAUGCUCGAAGCCCGCAUGAAGGAUGCAAGUAAGCGAUCGGCCAAGAUUGCGGAGCUUGAGAAGGAAGUCCGUGACUCCAAAGCUGCUGAAGCGAAAGCGAAAGGUGAACUUGCCCGUGCUCAACAGAAUGCUACCGAUGACAUUGAAAGAGUCCGAGAAGAAAUGGCCCGACUUGCUGAGGAGCGGAGCAAGCACGGAAUGGGUAACAAGGCGAUCGAUGGCGAUGCUAUCGGCUCAAAUGCCGCCGCGACAAUGCAGCGUCAGCGCUUCAAGAUUGCCAGCCUUGAAGGUGCCGUUCGCCAUCUCAAGCAAGAAAACCACAAACUUCAUCUACCGCCCCCGGACACGUCGCGCAGACUGUCAAACGACAGCUGGCUGGACUCAUCAGCGUCUGUUUUCACGUCCAGAAAGCAGCAGCAUUCCAACAGCAGCACUACUAGUCUCAACCUUGACCGGGGCCUCCAGACAUUAUUGGAACUCUCCACCCAGUCCACUAGUAUUGACCUGACAAAGAUUCCCGAAAACAAACUGGCUUGGAGACCUGCCAAACAGACUCCUCGAUGGCAGAUUGAGGUUCGAAAGGGACAUUGGGCAGAAUUCGACCACUGGCGUGAGAAUUUGAUCCGAGAAGAUCGGGAGAACAGGAAAGGAGGAAACCACCUUGGUCAUGGGGCACUUCUUCCGAAUGGUGUGCAAGUACAUGUAUGAGAAAGCGUGGGUCUUCUGUCUCUCUUUCUGCCUCAUGUGUGUAUACGGGGAUCGUGCAAAUAACUUUUGGUAGCGAAGAUACCCCCCCAAUUUUCAAAUAAAUGUGAC
Molecule: messenger RNA, 4341 nt
Organism: Sphaerulina musiva SO2202
Lineage: Eukaryota; Fungi; Ascomycota; Dothideomycetes; Mycosphaerellales; Mycosphaerellaceae
Exons: 1
Coding region: 169-4233 (1354 amino acids)
Source: RefSeq, a predicted model, not a curated record